ACAAGAGGCGAGGCUAUAAAUCCGGCGAAAGCCCGCCGCGCCGUCCGCACGCCGCGUCCUGCUGGCUUCCGCAGUGUUAUAUUGGAGGCCAAACAAUCCAGGUUUACUCUCCAGACAGGCAGCAUCUGCAAGGACAGACAAGGCAUCAUCGAGCUGCAUAACCUGCGGUGUGUGCUCUGCCACAACGCCUCCCUCCGAGCAAACAGAGAGCGCGUGACUCCGCCCCAUCAUGUGCGGCAUUUGGGCCCUCUUUGGCAGCGAUGAGUGCCUCUCUGUUCAGUGUCUGAGUGCUAUGAAGAUUGCACACAGAGGCCCAGAUGCCUUUCGUUUUGAGAACGUCAAUGGAUACACCAACUGCUGUUUCGGAUUUCACCGGUUGGCAGUAGUUGAUCCACUGUUUGGAAUGCAGCCAAUUCGACUGAAGAAAUUUCCUUACUUGUGGCUCUGUUACAACGGUGAAAUCUACAACCAUGAGAAGCUGCGUCACCACUUUGGAUUUGAGUAUCAGACCAAAGUGGAUGGUGAGAUCCUCCUUCAUCUUUAUGACAAAGGCGGAAUUGAGCAAACUGCCUCUCUGCUGGAUGGAGUGUUUGCGUUCAUUUUAUUGGAUACUGCCAAUAAAAAAUUGUUCCUGGGAAGAGAUACCUAUGGAGUCAGACCUUUGUUUAGAGCCAUGACUGAAGAUGGGUUCUUGGCUGUGUGUUCAGAAGCUAAAGGCCUUAUUAACUUGAAGCAUACCAUGACUCCAUUUUUAAAAGUGGAGCCUUUUCUUCCGGGACACUAUGAAGUUCUGGACUUAAAGCCCAAUGGCAAAGUCGUGUCUGUGGAAAUGGUCAAAUACCAUCAUUGUCGGGAUGAGCCUCAGCACGCCGUGUAUGACAAUGUGGAGAAACUAUUCCCAGGUUUUGAGGCAGAGACCGUCAAGAACAACAUCCGGAUCCUCUUUAACAAUGCUGUUAAGAAACGUUUGAUGACCGACAGAAGGAUAGGAUGCCUUUUAUCAGGAGGUUUGGAUUCCAGCCUAGUUGCUGCCACCCUGAUGAAGCAGCUUAAAGAGGCCCACGUUCAGUAUCCUUUCCAGACGUUUGCGAUUGGUAUGGAAGACAGUCCUGAUUUACAGGCUGCUAGAAAAGUAGCAAAUCACAUUGGAAGUGAGCACCAUGAGGUCCUCUUUAAUUCUGAGGAAGGAAUUCAGGCCCUGGAUGAAGUCAUAUUUUCCUUGGAAACUUAUGACAUUACAACAGUUCGUGCUUCUGUAGGUAUGUAUUUAGUUUCCAAAUACAUCCGGAAGAACACAAAUAGUGUGGUGAUCUUCUCUGGAGAAGGUUCAGAUGAACUUACACAAGGUUACAUAUAUUUUCACAAGGCUCCAUCUGCUGAGCAAGCUGAGGAAGAGAGUGAGAGGCUCCUGAGAGAACUCUACUUAUUUGAUGUUCUCCGUGCAGAUCGAACUACUGCUGCCCAUGGCCUCGAACUGAGAGUCCCCUUCCUGGAUCACCGAUUCACUUCCUACUACUUGUCUCUCCCACCAGAAAUGAGGAUUCCAAAGCAUGGGAUAGAGAAACAUCUCCUGCGAGAGGCCUUUGAGGAUACUAACCUGUUACCUAAAGAGAUUCUUUGGCGACCGAAAGAAGCUUUCAGCGAUGGGAUAACCUCGGAGAAGAAUUCUUGGUUUAAGAUUUUACAGGACUUUGUUGAACAUCAGGUUGACGAUACAAUGAUGGCCACUGCCUGGGAGAAGUUUCCCUUCCACACUCCAAAGACGAAAGAAGCUUACUACUACCGCCAGAUCUUUGAGCGCCACUACCCUGGUCGGGCUAACUGGCUGACCCAUUACUGGAUGCCUAAGUGGAUCAAUGCCACUGACCCUUCCGCCCGUACACUCACCCAUUACAAGUCAGCCGCCAAAGCUUAAGUGCACUCUAAGCAGAAUAGUCAACGGUAAUGCUGCUUGUUUGGCGUUGUACGGUACGACAGCUGGGUCCUGGGAACAAGGAGCCUAACUCGUUUACUUGAGUUAAAUAAAAUAAAAGUCUUAAAUCUGAAACAUUA
This is a messenger RNA of Echinops telfairi (small Madagascar hedgehog), 2052 nucleotides long. It is a transcript of the gene ASNS, whose product is annotated as asparagine synthetase (glutamine-hydrolyzing). Gene Ontology annotation, molecular function: asparagine synthase (glutamine-hydrolyzing) activity. NCBI's taxonomy places the organism in Eukaryota, Metazoa, Chordata, Mammalia, Afrosoricida, Tenrecidae. The transcript has 13 exons. Gene Ontology annotation, cellular component: cytosol. The coding region runs from base 230 to 1915 and encodes 561 amino acids. The record is from RefSeq and is a predicted model, not a curated record.